Messenger RNA from Lactuca saligna, 1011 nucleotides. NCBI's taxonomy places the organism in Eukaryota, Viridiplantae, Streptophyta, Magnoliopsida, Asterales, Asteraceae. The record is from the annotation of a GenBank genome assembly.
AUGCUUCUUAAGAACAAUAAUAUCCCUCAACCUUGUCAUAACCAUUUUUUCCUUGUCAUUGCAGUAUCUCUCAAGUCAACCAUGGUUUACACAGCUAUCGAUACAUUCUAUCUCACAGAUAAACAACUUAAGAACACACCUUCAAGAAAAGACGGAAUAGAUGAAGCCACUGAAAUGGCACUUAGAAGAUAUGGCUGUGAUCUUAUACAAGAGAGUGACCACAACAAUUUCAACGUGAAGAGAGUUGCUGCUACUUGCAUUUGGCUUGCAUCAAAACUAGAGGAAAACAUCAGGACUCUAAGGCGAAUCAUCUAUAUUUUUCACAUAAUGGAAUGUAGAAGGGAGAAUCUACCUUUAGAGCAUUUGGAUACAUCUUCGAAGAAAUAUCUGGAAUUAGAGGCGGAUUUGAAAAGAUGCGAACUACAAGUACUGAAGGAAAUGGGUUACAUCUGCCACGUUGAACUUCCUCAUAAAUUCAUGGUAGCUUACCUUGAAGUUCUUGAAGCACCCCAUCAGAUGAUACAAGAAGCGUGGAAUAUUGCAAACGACAGUAUGCGUACAACUUUAUGUGUGCAAUUGAAGAGUCACGUUGUGGCAUGUGGUGUUAUUUACACUGCAGCUCGCAGAUGCUAUGUUCAUCUUCCUGAAAACCCUCCAUGGUGGGAGCUAUUUGAUUCCAACAAAAAGGAGGUAGAAGAAGUUUGCAGAGUUGUAGAUCACUUAUAUAGUCUACUACCCAAACCACAAUAUAUACCCGUAUGCAAAGAAGAUGGUUCAUUUACAAUGUGUAAUACAUCAUUGGAUUCACGAUCCCAACCUCUUGCAGAGGAAGGUACAUCAAGUGGUGAUCCACUGAUGCUUGAUGAUGCAAAUACAAGGAAGGAUGAAGCAGAAGCUGUUUUAAAGAGCAAAGAACAUUAUAUGGAACCAAGCAUACCGAGACAUUGUCCAAGAUCGUUGGCUAAAUUGAUGGAGCACUGGUGGGACACUAACCCCACAAAGAGGCCUUAG